CCGCGGAAAGACACGUCUGCUUUUGUCAGUUAUCCCCAGGCAGUCGAGCGUCUCGAGUCCACCGAAGAUCGACAUAGACGGAGCUCCAUUACAAUACAGUAGUGUAGGCAGGCAGUCAGUCAGCGAGACAGACGCUUCGGUUGCUCGGCUAGCCAGCCCAGCCGCCUGAAUGUAGAUCCGCAUGGGCUACUACUACGACCGCACUCUCUCUCUCUCUCCAAAUAACCCAGCGGAGUCGUAAGCUAAGGAUCCCAGGAUGGUGUUAGUGCAUGUCGGAUACCUGGUUCUCCCCGUAUUCGGCUCAGUAAGAAACAGAGGAUCCCAUUUCACUCGGCAACAGCAGCAGCAGCACAGCCAUGCUACCUCUUGCCGGCACUUCCAGCUAGGCCCCCAGGCCCCGCUGCCCAUGGACUUCCCCAUGCCCCACCCGGGCCAGCCGCAGUCGGGCAUCAACCCCCACCUGGCCCCGCCCGGCCACCAGCACGGACCCCCGCUACACCACCCAUCCCUCAACCCCAUGCCCGCCCCCCAGUUCCAGGACAUCCCCGCCCCUCCCUUCCUACCUCAGGCAUUACACCAGCAAUACCUCCUCCAGCAGCAGAUCCUCGAGGCCCAGCACCGACACAUCCUGCCGCCCAACAGACGCACAUCAGAGAGGGUCCCUCACCAGCCCCACAGACUGCGUCCAGGCUAUGAGUUUGCGCCGCCUCUGCACGUCCCACCACAGCCGGUGGUGCAGCAGCCUCGCUACUUGGCUGAGGGAACAGACUGGGAUCUAAGUGUGGACGCAGGACUCCCGCCACACCAGUACCACAUCCACCCACUGCCGCAGCACUAUCAGCACUACCUGACCUCUCCCAGGAUGCACCACUUCCCCAGGAACAAUGCCUCAACGCAAGUGGUCGUUCACGAGAUCCGCAACUACCCGUACCCUCAGCUGCACCUGCUGGCGCUGCAGAGUCUCAACCCCUCACGCCACGCGUCUGCCGUCAGGGAGAGCUACGAGGAACUUUUGCAGCUGGAGGAUCGACUUGGCAACGUGAACCGUGGCGCCGUCCAGACCACCAUCGAGAGAUUCACUUUCCCCCACAAGUACAAGAAGAGAUUCCCGCAGGACCUGAAGAUGUGUCUGGACGACGAGGAGUUGGACACCGAUGAGAAGUGCACCAUCUGUUUGUCCAUGCUGGAGGACGGAGAGGAUGUCAGGAGAUUACCCUGCAUGCACCUGUUCCACCAAGGGUGCGUGGACCAGUGGCUGGCAACCAGCCGGAAGUGCCCCAUCUGCAGAGUGGACAUUGAAACCCAGCUCAACCCCGACAGUUGAUGGCGGUUCCCGCCACCUGCAGUCUCACAUCCCACAAUCCUCCACUCGCUCCCCUUCAGGGGGAUUUGACUGGGGGGGCCUCCUCGCUCCCCCUCUUUUGGGGGGUGGCAGGGUAGGAUAAAAAAAAGCACACACACAGACACAUGCAGAACACAAGCAGGGAUGUGGUGGACACAUUUUUGAAGACUGGGCUGACUAAGUGGAUGUACUAGAAAAUGGCAAGAACGGCCAUAGAUAGAUGUGCUGAGUCAUGCUGUGUGAACCCCCCAGCCCCUUACACACACACACACACACACACACACACACACACACACACACACACACACACACACACACACAAGCACAUCUGUAUAGAACAUUACACAAAAGCAUGAUUGGUAUGUAGCCCAAUGCUUGUGGUGUGCUAUAGUACUGAUUGAGUAUUUACCGAGUAACAGUGUUGUGUAGCAACUUGAGAGUUUGUGUGACAGAUAACCCACCUUUAGAAAACCAGGCAGGGGGGGAGGGCUCAUAGCGUGCGUUGUAUGUACAAAGGCCAAAAAUUGUGGACAACCCCCGCCCCCUUCUAUGUUAUGCUUCUUAUGGAUUUACAGUGAGCCCCCGUUUAUCGCAGGGGAUAUGUUUCAGAUCCACCCCUGAUAGGUGCAAAUCCGUCAUAUAGAGAGACCAUAGAAAAAAUACUUUUUAUAUAGUUUUACCCCUGUUACAUUUCAACUUAUUACAACACACUUUUAAAAAAAUUCCUUGGCACCUGUUCUCACGCUCUCGCCGUUCAGAAAAGGGAGACUAUCGUAUAACGUUACUUUGAGGAAAUGAAAAGAAGACUCGCUCGCACAGUUCUCCAAAUCAGAGGGCCAGCGUGCUUGCUUCAAGCUUCAUUUGGAACUCCCAGUUGAACUUUGCUGUAAAACAGACACAUUAAACUGAAAAAUGAGAAUUAAAAAUUCGAUAUUUAACCACCAAAACGUUCAACCAAAUUAUAUAAUUUCGUCUAACGGAAGUCCAUCCAUCCAUCCAUCAAUUUUCUGAGCCGCUUAUCCACACAAGGGUCGCGGGAGUGCUGGAGCCUGUACCAGCUAUCAUCGGGCAGGAGGCGCAGGGUACACCCUGAACUGGUUGCCAGCCAAUCGCAGGGCACACAUACACAAACAAGCAUUCGUACUCACAUUCACACCUACGGGCAAUUUAGAGUCUUCAAUCAACCUACAAUGCAUGUUUUUGGGAUGUGGGAGGAAACCGGAGUGCCUGGACAAAACCCACACAGGCAAGGGGAGAACAUGCAAACUCCACACUGGCGGGGCCGGGGAUUGAACCCCGGUCCUCAGAACUGUGAGGCAGAUGCUCUAACCAGUCCUACACCGUGCCGCCUAACGAAAGUCAUAUAAUACAAAAUUCCAUAGACGGCGGGCUAAUGCAAAUUAGCAGAGAUGUUACAGUAAUUAUAACCCUUCAAACAACUGCUACUUUAACACACACAGAGCAGCAACACAUACAAACAGAGCCAUACAACAAUACUUUUAAGCCAGGAGUGUCAAACUCAUUUUUGUUGCCGGCCAUUAUGACUGUACACACAUAUAAAUGUAUGAUCGCAACAUAUUAUAAGAUAUACACAAAAAAAUUGAUGGUUAGUCACUUCUGAAAUCAGAAGCCAGUAAAAAGUUGUUUAUUCUACUAUUAUUGAGUUUACUUUGAAAAGGGAAUUGGUAACAAAAAAAUGCUUGCAAUAUCACAUCAGUAUUAAAAGUGAAGAGAAUUUCUGGUAUUUUAGCAAGAAACGAAGUCGACGCACAUGAUUUGUUUUUGCGGGCCACAAAAACUGAUUUAGCGGGCCGAAUCUGGCCCCCGGAGCCGCGAGUUUGACACCUGUGUGUAAGCAUCUCUUCUCUGUGGGAACAAAGAAUAUUACUGUAGUUGUUCUUGCUCUUAACGUCGCUGCAUCUCUUCCAUCAGAUCUCAGUGCUGCCUGGCGUGUUGCAGCACUUCACUAAAAGCCCGGCACUCUAAAUUCACACUUGACUGUAAAACGCCCCCCGCCCCCCCCCCCCCCCCCCCCCCCCAAACAAAAAACAAAAUCCACGAUGUAUAGCUAUAACGGGGAUGCAAAUGAAAUGAAUGAUAUAGUGGGGGGAAACACUGUAGACGCCAUCCACGCUAACGCGGCUAACUGCAGGCAUGGCUUCCAGUGAAGUGUGUGUUGUGCCGUACCGGGUGGCGGGGGCAGCGGACGCCCCCCUGUGACACCCCCCUCCCACCCCCACUUGCCCUCCAUCAUCAGGUGUGCAUACAUGUGUGCCAGGCUUGUAAGCUGUGUCGUGCUCAUUGUGGUCGUACUGCUGCAAAGUAGACACAGAGACCCCCGUGUGUGUGUCCCCCCCCCCCUCCCCAAAUCCUGUUUGAUGCACUCGGACGCCGACCUUGGACCGUGUGUGAUAGCCAUCUUGCCUCGAGAUGAGUGACAUUUCUCAGAACCUUAUUGCCUACCGAACAAGCACAUAUGACAUUUUGGAUUAUUAUUAUUAUUUUUGUCAUGAUUUUAAUUUCCCUUUCAGUCUGUUUCAGUUGCGCCCAAUCACAUGCAAGUGGUGUUACAGGGGAAACAAAACAAAACACUAGUUUGCCUGUGUUUGUUUGCAAGCUCACUUCCUUCAUGGUUAGACUGUAAUAGCCUGCAUGUGUGAGUGUGUGUGAGUGAGUGAGUGAGUGAGUGAGUGAGUGAAUGAACGAGUGAGACGCAUGUAGAUUAGGAUGAAAGGGAUUACAAGCCAUCCAUUUUGAAAAGACAACCAAACAAUUGUUCUUUAACAUUGUUUUAUUUGAUUUCAGUUGUCUUGCCAUGUAGUACUUUUUUAAAAAAUUAUAAUUUUUUCAAACGUUUUUUUUUUUAGUUCACAUGCCAAUUUGGACAUGGUACUAAAACACCCGGUCCAUGUCCGCAUUAACACAGUGAAGAGAAAUAGCUGCAAUGCUGCAAAAAAGACAAAACAUAUUUAUUGUUCUGUAGCUUGUGUUUUUUUGUGAAUGCACUAUCAUAUGGAGUUGCCUGUUUUUGUUUUGUUUGUUUUUUCAGUCUGUUUUGGUGGUGUGUGUGGGUUCUUCUUGUCUUAGGGAUUUGCGUCUCGGUUUGAUUCCAAAUAUUUUCAUGCUUCCCUGUGUGUUGUUUUUACCAAAAAGUGUUAGGGCCACGCUGGAAUUACAAAGUAAAAAAAAAAAAAAUAGUGAAAGUAAUGUGAAUUAAGAGGUGGAAAAAAGUCAUUGUAUGGAAAUAAAGUUGUGAUAAUAAAUAAUAAUAUGUCACGUUUUGAAAAAUAAAGUGGAAAAAGUAGUAAUAUUAUAUGAUAUUAAAACCAUACUGUAAGGUAACAGGAAAAAAAGUCCAAAUUAGGGCUUUAUUUUUUUUUAAUACAUUUUUUAUUUAACAGGUUCGGGUUUGCAGUUUUUGUAAUAAUUUCGCCAAUCGACAUUGGAGCAGCGUUGCCACCAGGCGAGAAGUUCAUUGCCACUUUGUGAAGCUUUAUGGCCGUCGCACUGCUCCAAUGCGUAGUACAAUUUAUACUAUUCAUGUAAGGAUCGGUUAUUGACAAACCACACAGCGGAAAACCUGCCGCUACUACCUCUGAUGAAAACACCGAACUUCUUGAGCAGGUGUUCGCGCAAAGCCAGGAGAAGUCUACCAAGAGGCAUGCGUUGAAACUCAACAUCAACAAAAGCUCGAUUCGGCUGAUUCUAGCUUUACCCGUACCGCCUUCAAGUUGUUCAAAGACUUAAAAGCAGAAGUUUAUGAUGCUCAAUGCAUCUGUAAAGGUAAAGCUUUAGCAAUCUUGAACCAUCCGCGGAUUCAAACUUUAGUUGAUGCUAAGUUCCAGUGCAGCUCUCCGGAUACUUUCACUGACUGUGCGCACACGCCUGCUCUAGCAGUUCGGGGUCAGUGAUGCUAGUUACAGACCUUCCGUUGUGUAUUUUGUGAAGAACGGAUCCUGUUUUGAGAAACUUGCCAUGAAUUGCAUGAAUUGUACUACGUGUUGGAGCAGUGCAACAGCCAUGAAACUUCACAAAUUGCAGAUGAAAUGCAGUCGGGGAUGGAAAAACCUCUUGGCGGGCGGCAAUUUUGCAACACUCCUCCAAUGUCAUUUGGCGAUCUAUGCGAUGAUAUGCUUAGAUAAACUGCAAAGCCUAAGCGGUCUAAUAUUAAUGGCGUCAACAUCGGUCAAAAAGAAACUGAAACAAAAUAAAAAAAAGAAAGUGUAUAGUGACUUUUGGGACACCCUGUAGUUUUUGUCUUGUAACAUGAAGUUCUUGUAAUAAUUAAAAAAAAACGUAAUUAAAAAAAAUAUUUUUAAUAUUUAAAUAUAAAUAUAAUAUUACGCCCCCCCCAGAAUACUGACUUUCUUCUCAUCAAAUUUGGCGUCGUCGUCGUUGUUUUUAUCGUCAGCGUGGUGCUAGCUCUGCUUGGUCAUUAUCGGAGAAUAACUUGAUUGUGUUUUUCUUUUCCUCUCAUGUGAGACCUCCAUCCCAAAAACUAAACAAAACAAAAACUACACACACAAAAAAAGUGCUGAAAUAACGGGAGGUUCUGCUAGUUCACAUAGAAUGCUGUGAUUUAAAGAUGCCUUAAGUAUUUAACAAUCAUUAUUUAUUACUAACUGUAGCUAGCUAGCUAUCGUGGUGGAAUAUUUAAUGUCUCAUAACUUUGCAAUUUAAUGGAUAUAUUUAUUUAAAAUAAGACAAAAAAAUAUGACAAAAAAAAGAAUACCUCAUUAUGCAUUGGGUUGGUGGGGAUGCUUCUGCAUGCCGUCUGUGAUUAUGAUUUUAUUAUUAUUUCUCUUCUCCCCCCACAAAAAAAAGGAAAGAAAUUAAACAUGGAACACUUUUGAAGCCAGCAUGGUGCUGUUGAUGUAGAUGAAAUUCCCUUUAGCCUCCCCGCUUUUGAUCGGAGACGCGUUUUGUCGUAGUAAUCGCUUUUUGCGCCAUACGAUGCUGCUUCGUAAUCAAUCGUUUUUUGACUCCGCAUUGCUGACAUUCAUAUCGGGAUCCAGAGGCCACGUGUUGCCCUUUGUAUUGCUGGCUGUUUUGCUUGGUGUAUUUGCAGGGGGGGUGGGGGGGUUGGGGAUUGUAUCUUACUUACUUAACAUGCUAACUUGAGCCAUUAUCAACAAAUAUAUAUUAAAAAAAAAAAAUACAAAAAAAUACACAAAUAUAAAUGGAGUGUGGAUAUAAUAAGCUAACUUUUCAGUGUGCUUUUCCUCUCAAUACUUCUAAUUCUUUUGGAGACUAAAAAAAAAGGGAAAACUAAGUAUUGGAAUUGAAUGAAGCUGGCUGGCUGGUCUUGACUAUUUAUUAUUAUUGUUGAUUUCUCUUUUUUUGUUUAGCAUUUCUGAACGACUAAUUGUGUGCUCUUAGGCCGCGCACCCGCCACAGUGUACCCCCCCCCCCCCCCCGUGUGUGUUGCUCCCAAGCCAAGUGGAGCGUAGCCAUAGUAUAAAAUGAAGUCCAGCCGAUGAAACAGUAGAACUUUGAAAGCACAAGCUUUUUCAAUGCAUGUCCUUCUCAGGUUUUCCUAUGUGUAUGUGGGAGUAGCUCUGUUUAGAUGUCUUUCAUAUGAUGCUGUAUACCUUCUUGAAUAUUACUUUCUUUGCUGCUGACAGUAAACAACAACGAGAAAACAACAAAAACAAUGUGGAUUAUGAUUAUUAUUAUUAACCUGCCAGUGAAAAAGGGAAGUGGCCAUCUUUGUACAACACACUGCUGUUUUGCUGUAACCGGGCAAUGUUUUAUGAUCUUGAGUAUUUUAUAGAGAAGUAGAAAUAUGUAUCAUCAAUAAUAUGAAAGCAAUAGCUAAAUCAUAAUGAAGAAUAACAUUGAUCAGUGAUGAAUAUUGUGGAGAAAAAAAAAAGAACCUUUAGAUUCACUCUGGGUGGAUUUUGUACUGUAUUUAUUACUAAUGACAAUGCAAAAGUUGCAUAGCUUAACCCAAACUGUUCUGUCUCUUUUUUAUUUAUUGUCUUGUAUAUGAUCUUUUUCUAUGUUUUUCAAAUAAAACACCUAAAAUGCUGACAAUAAAUGCACCUUUUCUGA
Phycodurus eques (leafy seadragon) is the source of this 7396-nucleotide messenger RNA. RefSeq names its product arkadia (RNF111) C-terminal like ring finger ubiquitin ligase 2Cb (gene ark2cb). The record is from RefSeq and is a predicted model, not a curated record. NCBI's taxonomy places the organism in Eukaryota, Metazoa, Chordata, Actinopteri, Syngnathiformes, Syngnathidae. The transcript is spliced from 8 exons. Gene Ontology annotation, molecular function: ubiquitin protein ligase activity; zinc ion binding. The coding region runs from base 257 to 1324 and encodes 355 amino acids.